This is a messenger RNA of Rhodamnia argentea, 911 nucleotides long. RefSeq names its product signal recognition particle 19 kDa protein. Gene Ontology annotation, cellular component: signal recognition particle, endoplasmic reticulum targeting. Lineage: Eukaryota; Viridiplantae; Streptophyta; Magnoliopsida; Myrtales; Myrtaceae. Gene Ontology annotation, molecular function: 7S RNA binding. Gene Ontology annotation, biological process: SRP-dependent cotranslational protein targeting to membrane; SRP-dependent cotranslational protein targeting to membrane, signal sequence recognition. The record is from RefSeq and is a predicted model, not a curated record. Bases 338 to 745 code for a protein of 135 amino acids. The transcript is spliced from 3 exons.
AAUUGUACCUUCUUCACUUCUCAGGUUCAGGUUGGUCUCUCCUCGAACCUACACUCAUCCCAUACGAUCGGCGACGUUUCACCGGAGGCUUUGUCAGACGGCGGCUCCGGCGUUCCUCUCCCACACUGGCUAAUCGGUUGUGUUGGAGCGUGGCUUGACAAUUUCUCUCUUCUCGCCACAAUUCCCUUCUGCUCUUCUUCCGCUCGCAAAUAUUUAGAACCCUAAUUUCUACAAUCGGUUGUUUAGAGCGUUGGUCGAUUGAAGCCUCUCUUCCCAUCCUGUUCAGCCGAUUCGUAACUCCAUUUUCUUCUUUCGCCUGGGGCCUCGAUCGUCACCAAUGGAAGGGCAAAUCCAGGAGAUAAAGAAGUGGGUCGUCCUCUACCCGGUUUACAUCAACUCGAAGAAGACGAUCGCCGAGGGCAGGCGGAUCUGCGCGGCGAAAGCGUGCGAGAACCCCACUUGCAUCGAGAUCGGGGACUGUUGCAGCCAUCUUAAGCUCCGUUAUGCCAUCGAGAUUGAUAAGGCGUAUCCGCGAGAUUUCAUGCAGAGAGGGAGAGUGAGGGUUUUGCUCAAGAGAGAGGAUGGGACUCUGUACAAUCCAGCCAUAUCUUCCAGAAAACAGCUCAUGCUUCAUGUUGCAGAGUUGGUUCCAAGACAUCCUGGACGGACCAAGAAGCAAGAGCCUGCAUCCACCACGAGUACUGGAGCUUCGAAAUCCGGCAAGAGCGGGAAAAAGAAGAGAUAGUCAAAUGUUGUUGCGAAUGCAUUUUAACAGUUUUAGUUCAAACAUUAGUGAAUUUGGCAGAGGCCUUUCUUCUUUAAUUCAAACUUCAGUUUGUGUUUCUGAAAUGAAUGGUGUGAAGCGAACUUUAACAGCUUUCCCUAUUUAUGUGAAAAAGAAAUUAACUCAA